Molecule: messenger RNA, 2907 nt
Organism: Rotaria sp. Silwood2
Lineage: Eukaryota; Metazoa; Rotifera; Eurotatoria; Philodinida; Philodinidae
Source: the annotation of a GenBank genome assembly
AUGUGUGACAAUCGUGGCGACCGAGCUAAGCAAGAUUUAAUAGAUGCCUGUCGUACACGAUACAAAGAUGACAUAUACGAACAAAACCGUAUAACAGAAUUUGAACAAACUUAUAAGACUGGUGAAGCAAUUCAUUGGUACACAAAGGAUAGUUUCCUCUAUCGAUGUUUGAAUCGUGCUUUUCGCACUCUAGACAUUGAUGUCAUCUAUCGAUUUCGAUUUAUCAUCGCUGAACUACAUGAACAGCUAGACAGUUUAACGCGUGCAUCUACGUCUGAUCUUGUAGUAUACCGAGGCCAGAUCAUUAGUACGAAGGAUAUGAAACUUAUUGAAAGAUAUCAAGGAAAAGGCUUUAUCGCAAUGAAUACAUUUUUAUCGACAUCAGAGAAUCCUAGUCAUGCAACAGGUUAUUCGUCAGUCAAUAUGGAUUUACCUGAAGGAUUAGAAUCAGUACUGUUCCGGAUUGACGUUCGUCAAACACGACAACCAUUCGCCAAUAUUGACAAAUUAAGUGCAAUGCCAAAGGAAAAAGAAAUUCUUUUUUCUACAGGUACCGUUUUUCGAAUUGAUGAGGUAGAAAACUAUGGUAUUGGUUAUGAUGUUCAUUUGACAUCGACUACAGAAAUUGAAGAGCGUUUCGAUGCUCUCUUUCAACAUUAUUUAGAUGAAAUAGGUGCAAAGCCAACAUUGGCUACUUUGGGUAAAUUUCUGAUGAUGAAAGGUGAUUACAAUCGAGCAGAACAUUAUUUUCAAUUUCUUAUUGAUGAAAAUGGGCUUGAACUCGACAAUGAGGGUCGUGCUAUUUGUUAUAUGAAUCUUGGUCGUAUCUCUGACGAAAAAGGAGAGCAUGAACGAGCAUUGAAUUACUAUUAUCAAGUGUUGACUGUGCAACAAAGUACACUUCCCAAAGAUCAUAUAAACUUUUCUACGACUUACAACAAUAUUGGUGCCGUACAAAUGGUCCAAGGACAAUAUAAAGAAGCUAUCGAAAACUUUCAACAUUCUCUUGAUAUCGAUCUUUCACACCAAAAUGUUGAACCGAUAAUGACCGCUAAGAUAUACAGUAACAUGGGUCAAGCUUAUGCUGAAAUACGUGAUUAUGCCAAAGCAAUCGAAUACAGUGAAAAAUCGUUAAAAAUAGAACUACAAAAUAAUCGUAAUACCAUGAAACAUCCUUCAAUAGCAAUUGAGUACCAUAAUUUAGGUUUAUUGUAUGAAGAAAUGAAUCAACAUGAAAAAGCUAUUGAAUAUUAUGAAAAAGCGAUAACUAUUCAAAAAGCAUCGCUUCCACUGGAGCAUCCGUCGACCAUAAUAUCUGAAAGUGAUUUAGCUAAUGCUUAUUUUCAAUCAGGACAACGUCAAUUAGGUUUGAAGAAAUGCUUGAAAGUGCUGGAUGCUAAAUUAAAACAGCGCUCUCUUAAUUUUCCAUCGUUGGCUAAAUCCUAUAUAAAUUUAGGUACUAUGUAUGAAGAUUUGGGUAGAUUAAACAAAGCUGAAGAAAAUCUAAAAAAAUCUCUACAUAUUUGUAAGCGUUAUCUGACUAAUCAUCAUCCGGAUAUAGCAACAACUUAUCAAAUGUUAGGUGAUGUUUAUGAUGGGAUGGGUAAGAGAAAGAAAGCUUUAACUAAUUAUCAGCUAAGUCUAGAAGUAUAUGAACGACGAAUACCGCUUAAUUUAACGGCAAUGGCGAACGUUUAUAUCAGAAUGAGUGCCGUAGAAGAAAACUCGAUGAAAGCGAUUGAUUAUGGAAGAAAAGGAGUGUCCAUAUUGCUUGACGCAGACAAAAUCGAUAAGGAAGCAUUAGCUUUUGCGUAUAAUGCUCUUGGCUCUACACUUUUAGAAGCUAAACAGAUAGAAGAAGCCAUGAUAAACUGUACAAAAGCAUUGGAUUUAGGAUUCGAGUUGGUUAAUGGUGAUACAAGUCAUCCAUCGCUUAAUAGUUACUAUCAUAACCUUGGUGCUAUCUAUAGUCAACAAGGCGAACUAGAAAAGGCACUUGAAUAUCAGCAGAAAGCAUUGGAGAUAUUUAUCAAAAAGGUAGAAGAUCCUCAACAUCCUGAAACAGGUCAAAUGUAUAAUAAUUUGGCCAUUACGUAUCAUGAACUCAAGAAAUAUCAACUAGCGUUGGAGUUCUUUGAGAAAGCUAUUAAUAGCUUUAAGCAACCGAGUGCCGAAAAUCCUCGUCUGCUUGCUCAAACUUAUAUAAAUAUUGGAUCAGUCUAUGAAGAUCUGGAUGAAUGGCAAAAACAAGCGGAAUACUAUAAAAUGGCGCUGGAUGUGCAAUUGACACAACUUGAACCCGAUGAUGCUGAUCUAGUUUUGACUUAUUCGUCUCUUGCUGCUAUCUAUGAGAAUCGUGAGAAUUAUGCAACUACUUUAGAUUAUCUUGUGCCUAUGUUGAAUAUCCAAACGGAAAUUCUAUCAAAGUACGAUCUUGAGCUUGCUGAUACUCACGAGAGAGUUGGAACAUGCUAUCAUCUCACCAAAAACUAUAAAAAGGCACUGAAACAUUAUAGGAAAGUACUUAAAAUUCAACGCCGGCAAAGAGAACCGCUAACAUCGAUCUAUCAAUCACUCGGCAAUACUUACCGAGAACUGAAACAGCGAAAAACAGCAUCCAAAUACUACCAAAUGGCCAUAGAGAUUAUCAAUGAGAAAGACGAGACUAGUCGAACCAUUGAUGAGCAUGCAGAUUUGUGUCAAUUAUAUCGAAGACUUGGUAUUAUUGAGCGACAAUUAAAACAGUUUGACAAGGCCAUGGCACAUCUAAAACAAUCGUUGGCUUUAUACGAUAAAUUUCUAGCCAAUGAUAAUCAAUAUAAUGAACUUGUACGAGGCAUAUUAGAAUCAAUGGCUAAAGUUCAUGAAGCAACAGGGAAUAUGUCGCUGGCUGAAGAAUGUCGAUAG